Rotaria socialis is the source of this 561-nucleotide messenger RNA. Lineage: Eukaryota; Metazoa; Rotifera; Eurotatoria; Philodinida; Philodinidae. The record is from the annotation of a GenBank genome assembly.
AUGUUAGAUGAGGCUAAUAACUUUCAUCCUAACAUUAAAUUAGUGCGACAAAUUGGUAGAAGUGUUCCAUUUCUUGAUGUACUCAUUGAGAACAGAAAUGGCACUUUAACAACUUCAGUGUAUCAUAAAGAAGCAGCUGAGCCGUAUGUCGUACCAUUUGGAUCAGAUCACCCUGAUCAUGUUUUCCGAAACACUGUUGACACUGCUAUUACGAGAGCAGUUCGUUAUUCAACAACCUUAUCUCAAUUCGAAGAAGAAAUACGACAAAUGAAACUCAUGUUUCUCUAUAAUGGGUACUCUCCAAGACAUAUCUAUCGGCGGCUCACUACAUUAUUCAGUAAAUAUUUAUCAAAGUAUUUCAUUUUGCCUAUGUUCAAUAACUCUGAUGACUUCGAUUAUUUACGUCAUCAGUUAUUGACAGCAUCAACAGCUACAGCAUACGAUAAAGUAACCAGAACCUCAACUACCAAUCAAAAUCAUGACAAAAACAUACAAAAUCAUAUUCAACAACCUACAAAGAACAACGAAUUAAUAACAAGAAAACGUCUCAUCAUUCAUUGA